This is a messenger RNA of Zophobas morio, 1338 nucleotides long. RefSeq lists its product as uncharacterized. NCBI's taxonomy places the organism in Eukaryota, Metazoa, Arthropoda, Insecta, Coleoptera, Tenebrionidae. The record is from RefSeq and is a predicted model, not a curated record. Gene Ontology annotation, molecular function: succinate-semialdehyde dehydrogenase (NAD+) activity. The transcript has 11 exons. Gene Ontology annotation, biological process: GABA catabolic process. Bases 1 to 1338 code for a protein of 445 amino acids.
AUGGACGUUAAAGACCUUAAAGAAGCAAUAUCGGCUGCUUCAAAUGCCUUUUAUAAAUGGAAAAACACUACACCUAAAACUCGCGCAAAUAUACUAAAAAAAUGGCACGACUUAAUUGUGGAAAACAAAGAGGAAUUAGCUCGAAUUAUAACUUCCGAGCAAGGGAAAACUUUAAUCGAAGCUAAAGGAGAAGUAGAUUAUAGUGCGUCCUAUAUUGAAUGGUUCUCAGAAGAAUCAAAGAGAAUGUACGGCGAUAUUAUACCUCCUGGGACCAGCAAUCAAAGACUUGCUGUUAUUAAACAACCCGUUGGUGUUUGCGCUCUUCUAACACCGUGGAACUUCCCAAUGGCAAUGGGUGCCAGAAAAAUCGCCCCUGCACUAGCCUCUGGUUGCACUGUUGUCUUAAAACCAUCUCAGAAGACGCCUUUGUCCUCACUGUCAUUGGUCAAGCUCGCUGAAGUCGCUGGGACACCGCCAGGAGUCAUCAACGUUGUUACCACCUCUCACACUGGUACCUAUCCUGAUAUUGGCAAUGAGCUUGCCUCUAAUCCAGAUGUUAGAAAAGUUUCUUUCACAGGCUCCACGCAAGUGGGAAAGCAACUCCUUAAAUUGGCUGCUAGCACCGUUAAAAAGGUUUCUAUGGAACUUGGAGGGAAUGCACCUUUUAUUAUAUUCGAUGAUGCCGAUCUUGAUAUGGCUGUCAAAGGCGCUAUUGCAAGCAAAUUUAGAAACUCUGGCCAAACGUGUGUUUCAGCGAACUGUAUUUUUGUGCAAAGCGAAGUUUAUGAGACUUUUUCUGAUCGGUUUAUAAAAGCUGCUCGUGAUUUAAAAGCUGGCAACGGUCUUGAGGAAAACGUGGAUUUCGGACCAUUAAUUAAUGAACAGGCGCUUAAGAAGGUCAAGGCAUAUGUAGAUGAUGCCGUAGCCAAGGGGGCGACCUUAGCCCUUGGUGGUAAGGUUCAUUCACUUGGAGGAAACUUCUUUGAAGCUACAGUUCUUAAAUACGUUAAAGCGAAUAAGGAUCUACUAGAAAAAGAAAUAUUUGGUCCAGUAGCGCCUUUAAUUUGCUUUCAGUCGGAGGAGGAAGUCCUUCAGCUGGUUAAUAGCACAAGAUUCGGCCUUGCGGCUUACUUCUACACGAAGGACCUGCAAAGAUCGUGGAGGGUCUCAGAGGCUUUAGAAUUUGGUAUGAUCGGCCUGAACAGCCCAUCCGUCUCCACUGAAGUCGCUCCGUUCGGUGGAGUAAAAGAAAGCGGAGUUGGACGAGAAGGCUCAAAGUACGGACUGGACGACUACACAGAGAUUAAAUCGAUCUGCAUCGGCAAUAUAAGUGCUUAG